Tupaia belangeri chinensis (Chinese tree shrew) is the source of this 741-nucleotide messenger RNA. It is a transcript of the gene DCXR, whose product is annotated as dicarbonyl and L-xylulose reductase. The record is from RefSeq and is a predicted model, not a curated record. Gene Ontology annotation, biological process: xylulose metabolic process; glucose metabolic process. Gene Ontology annotation, molecular function: L-xylulose reductase (NADPH) activity; carbonyl reductase (NADPH) activity. NCBI's taxonomy places the organism in Eukaryota, Metazoa, Chordata, Mammalia, Scandentia, Tupaiidae.
GCCCCUCCUCGCCCCGCCUCGGCGCCCUGAGCUCGAAGUCCGACGGCCCCCGGAGCGCCGGAGAGUGCAGACAUGGAGCUGGGGCUCGCGGGCCGGAGGGCCCUCGUCACCGGGGCGGGCAAAGGCAUCGGACGCUGCACGGUCCAGGCACUGCAUGCUGCUGGAGCGCGGGUGGUGGCGGUGAGCCGGACCCGGGAGGAUCUGGACAGCCUGGUCCGCGAGUGCCCCGGGGUGGAGGCUGUGUGCGUGGACCUGGGCGACUGGGAGGCCACAGAGCGAGCGCUGGGCGGCAUGGGCCCCGUGGACCUGCUGGUGAACAACGCCGCCGUGGCCCUGCUGCAGCCUUUCCUGGAGGUCACCAAGGAGGCCUGUGACAGGUCCUUUGAGGUGAACCUGCGAGCUGUCAUCCAGGUGUCCCAGAUGGUGGCCAGGAGCCUGAUAGCCCGGGGCGCCCCAGGGGCCAUCGUCAACCUCUCCAGCCAGGCUUCCCAGCGGGCACUGCCUGACCACAGCAUCUACUGUUCUACCAAAGCUGCCCUGGACAUGCUGACCAAGAUGAUGGCCCUGGAGCUGGGGCCCCACAAGAUCCGUGUGAAUGCAGUGAACCCCACCGUGGUGCUGACGCCCAUGGGCCAGGCCAACUGGAGCGACCCCCACAAGGCCAAGGCUAUGCUGGACCGCAUCCCCCUGGGCAGGUUUGCAGAGGUGGAGAACGUGGUGGACACCAUCCUCUUCCUGCUG